Molecule: messenger RNA, 1377 nt
Organism: Oncorhynchus masou masou (cherry salmon)
Lineage: Eukaryota; Metazoa; Chordata; Actinopteri; Salmoniformes; Salmonidae
Exons: 4
Coding region: 1-1377 (458 amino acids)
Source: RefSeq, a predicted model, not a curated record
AUGCAGCACAGCAAGGUCCUCCUCCGCGGUAAACCUCCCUACAACAAGGUCCUCCUCCGCGGUAAACCUCCCUACAACAAGGUCCUCCUCCGCGGUAAACCUCCCUACAACAAGGUCCUCCUCCGCGGUAAACCUCCCUACAACAAGGUCCUCCUCCGCGGUAAACCUCCCUACAACAAGGUCCUCCUCCGCGGUAAACCUCCCUACAACAAGGUCCUCCUCCGCGGUAAACCUCCCUACAACAAGGUCCUCCUCCGCGGUAAACCUCCCUACAACAAGGUCCUCCUCCGCGGUAAACCUCCCUACAACAAGGUCCUCCUCCGCGGUAAACCUCCCUACAACAAGGUCCUCCUCCGCGGUAAACCUCCCUACAACAAGGUCCUCCUCCGCGGUAAACCUCCCUACAACAAGGUGGUCCUCCGCGGUAAACCUCCCUACAACGUCCUCCUCCGCGGUAAACCUCAAUACAACAAGGUCCUCCUCCGCAGUAAACCUCCCUACAACAAGGUCCUCCUCCGCGGUAAACCUCCCUACAACAAGGUCCUCGUCCGCGGUAAACCUCCCUACAACAAGGUCCUCGUCCGCGGUAAACCUCCCUACAACAAGGUCCUCCUCCGCUGUAAACCUCCCUACAGCAAGGUCCUCCUCCGCAGUAAACCUCCCUACAGCAAGGUCCUCCUCCGCGGUAAACCUCCCUACAGCAAGGUCCUCCUCCGCGGUAAACCUCCCUACAACAAGGUCCUCCUCCGCGGUAAACCUCCCUACAACAAGGUCCUCCUCCACGGUAAACCUCCCUACAGCAAGGUCCUCCUCCGCGGUAAACCUCCCUACAGCAAGGUCCUCCUCCGCAGUAAACCUCCCUACAACAUGUGGCAGGUCCUCCUCCGCGGUAAACCUCCCUACAGCAAGGUCCUCCUCCGCGGUAAACCUCCCUACAGCAAGGUCCUCCUCCGCGGUAAACCUCCCUACAGCAAGGUCCUCCUCCACGGUAAACCUCCCUACAGCAAGGUCCUCCUCCACGGUAAACCUCACUACAACAUGUGUCAGGUCCUCGUCCGCGGUAAACCUCCCUACAACAAGGUCCUCCUCCGCGGUAAACCUCCCUACAACAAGGUCCUCCUCCGCGGUAAAUCUCCCUACAACGUGUGGCAGGUCCUCCUCCGCGGUAAACCUCCCUACAACGUGUGGCAGGUCCUCGUCCGCGACUCGUCAACAGAGAUGUCAGCGUGUUCCAGAGAGUUCUGUAAGCCUUUCACUGACGCAGUAAGAUUCUUCUUCACCUCAUUGAGCAUUCUGCGCUGUGCUCUGGCAGACAUCUUUCACUUACGGCCACUCCCAGGGAGAGUAGCAACAGAGCUGGACUUUCUCCAUCUAUAG